Messenger RNA from Paracoccidioides lutzii Pb01, 885 nucleotides. RefSeq lists its product as hypothetical. Gene Ontology annotation, molecular function: guanosine deaminase activity. The transcript has 2 exons. The record is from RefSeq and is a predicted model, not a curated record. Gene Ontology annotation, biological process: purine nucleoside catabolic process. The coding region runs from base 1 to 885 and encodes 294 amino acids.
AUGUUUUACAGCUCCUGUUCCUUAAUAUUGGCCUUGGCCCUGGCUAUUGGGUCCCAACAUUCAAGCGCUUCGGCUGGCGUCCAAUACCCCCUUGCAACAAACCCAGAAUUAACAUUGGAUGGAGUUCCAUUUGCUAUAAGGGCCUAUUGGAUGCGCAGAGCCAACCAAGCACUGUCUGACCUGGGUUCUCCGUGUCCCUUCGCUGCAUUCGGAACCGUUAUCGUGAACCAUACUAAGCAGGGAGAAUUGGGAGACCUGAUUUGCAUUGGUGUAAAUGAGAAUAGUAAAACUGGGAACCCGACAUCACACGGUAAACUCCCAUUUCUGUUCUCAAACACUUGUAUUGACCCUGAACCAGCGUUUGGGAUUCCGUCCGCCCCUCUGGAGCAAACAAGAGCGAUGCAGAUUUUCAUAUCCAUCUGUCUGUUUUUGGGAUCCACACUUAUUCAAUUACCCUUUCAACGCACAGGUGAAAUUGCUGCCAUAACCAACUGCACCAAAGUCCUAACACACAAAAGUGGUCGAUUCAAAAUGACUCCUUCCCAAGCGCUAAAUGCCUUCAAGGAGCUUACUCUCUAUACUAAUGCCGAAAGCUGUUCAAUGUGUACAUCCGCCAUUCGCUGGGCAGGGUUCAAAGAAUACGUCUACGGAUCAUCGAUCGAAUCGCUGAUCCGGAAAGGAUGGAGCCAGAUUCGCAUUUCAUCGCAGGAGAUAAUUGAGCGAUCAUACGACCUGCCCUCGUCGACCAUUCUCAUUGGGGAGAUCUUAGCUAACGAGACUGACCCGUAUUUUGCAUGGCAGUAUGACCCAUCUGCUCCGUGUCCGGCGGGGUGUAGCAGGUCUGGACCCAGAAUGAGUUGUAGAAAGUCUGCACGCCGCGACUAA